Humulus lupulus (European hop) is the source of this 459-nucleotide messenger RNA. RefSeq lists its product as uncharacterized. The transcript has a single exon. The coding region runs from base 1 to 459 and encodes 152 amino acids. NCBI's taxonomy places the organism in Eukaryota, Viridiplantae, Streptophyta, Magnoliopsida, Rosales, Cannabaceae. The record is from RefSeq and is a predicted model, not a curated record.
AUGGUUAAGAAGGACUGUCCAAAGUUAAAGGACCUAAAGAAUGAUGACAAGUUUGUGUCAGCCAGAGUUUUCGCUCUUACAAAGGGUGAGGCGAAAACCAGUAAUGCGGUGGUAACAGGUCAAAUUACUAUCUCCGGUAAACUGUGCAACGUAUUAUUCAAUUCAGGAGCUACGCAUUCCUUUAUCUCUGUGAAUAUGAAAGAUAGGUUAGAUAAACCUUACGAACUAUUUAGAGAUAAGUUUGUGACGAAAUUACCCUCGGGGGAAGUGAUGUUAUCUAGCAGAGGAGUGCACGACAUUGUAGUUAGAGUUGAAGGCAGAGAUUUACCAGUAGACUUAAUCAAACUAGACCUCAAGGAUUACGGCGUAAUAUUAGGAAUUGAUUCGUUGGCAAGGCACAGAGCGACAAUAGACUAUAAGAGUAAGAUAGUCAAUCUUAGAAUAGAAGGCAGAGGGUAG